Lodderomyces pseudojiufengensis is the source of this 1023-nucleotide messenger RNA. Its product is annotated as ribonuclease. Gene Ontology annotation, cellular component: mitochondrial inner membrane; nucleus. Gene Ontology annotation, molecular function: metal ion binding; RNA endonuclease activity; single-stranded DNA endonuclease activity. Lineage: Eukaryota; Fungi; Ascomycota; Pichiomycetes; Serinales; Debaryomycetaceae. The coding region runs from base 1 to 1023 and encodes 340 amino acids. Gene Ontology annotation, biological process: apoptotic DNA fragmentation. The record is from RefSeq and is a predicted model, not a curated record. The transcript has a single exon.
AUGUCCAGACUAAUAUUGAAAUCAUCUUGGGGAUUAGGGAGUUUGGGUAUUGCAUCAUAUUUCUGGGGUAUCGGAGGAGGAAAUGGGGGGAAUAAAUCAUCAAAUUCAACAUCGUUACCACCACCAUCAUCACCUAAUUCAAAUUCAAAUUCAAAUUUACCAAUAAAACCACCAUCGCAAUCAAAUUCUCAAGAAAUAUUUGAUCCAUCAUCUAUAAAUCCAGAAGGUUUUUAUAAAUAUGGAUUUCCUGGUCCAAUACAUGAUUUAGGUAAACAUUCAGAAUUUAUAAGUUGUUAUGAUCGUUCUAAAAAGAAUCCAUAUUGGGUUAUAGAACAUUUAACAAAAGAAUCAAUAACUAGAAAUGGAGAUUCAGGAGAUAGAAAAAAAUCAAUUUUUAAAGAAGAUGAAUCAAUUCCAUUUAAAUUUAGAAAUAAAUUAAGAGAUUAUUUUAGAUCUGGAUAUGAUAGAGGUCAUCAAGCUCCAGCAGCAAAUGCUAAAUAUAAUCAAUUAGCAAUGGAUGAAACUUUUUAUUUAACUAAUAUAUCACCACAAAUUGGUGAAGGUUUCAAUAGAGAUUAUUGGAAUCAUUUUGAAGAAUUUGUUCGUAGGUUAACCUCAAAAUAUGAUAAUAUAAGAGUUAUGACAGGACCAUUAUAUUUACCAAAAUUAUGUAAAGAUGGAAAAUAUAGAGUUGAAUAUGAAGUUAUUGGAUCACCACCAAAUAUUUCUGUACCAACUCAUUUUUUUAAAUUAAUUAUUGGAGAAAAUAAUAAUGACCCCAGCAAUAUAAGUUGUGCCGCUUUCGUAUUACCAAAUCAAAUUAUAAAUAAUAAUAUACCAUUAACUCAAUUUCAAGUUCCAAUUGAUGCAUUAGAAAGAUCUUCUGGUUUAGAAUUAUUACAAAAAUUACCUUAUUAUAAUAAAAAAGAUCUUUGUAAAGAAGUUAAAUGUGAAAUUAUUGUUAGAGAAUUUCCAAAACAAGUUAAUAAUGUUUUAGCAUUACCUUCUGGUGGUGGGAAAUAG